CUGAAAUCAUAUACACAGGGAGAACUCUCUGAACUUAAUAAUGGAGAAAUCCGCCAUCAAGUCCGCAAUUCAACAUCUCUCCCAACUCCUAAACCUCAAACCCCAAUCCGAAGAAGAUCCUCACACAAACAGUACUCAUAACGACGACGAUACUGUCACCACUAACAUCGCCAUCCCCAUCUUACCUUUCAUUUCUCUCUGCAAUUCCCUCAUUCGCGUUCUUGAUAAAAUUGGGCCAACAAUGGGAGUUCUUAGGCAAGAAAUUCAUCAGAACAUUCAGAGAUUUGAAAUGGGGGAAGAACUGAGGGAUUUGAUUGAGAUACUGAAGAAGGAGGGAAGUGAAGGGACGGCUAGGAGCGGAAGCAGCUGCAGCAGAGCCUUCCUUUGGCUAAUUCGGUCUUUAGAUUUCACAGCAAAGCUAUUGGAGAAGAUAUCAGAAGAACCAGAGAUGAAGAUGGAAGAAGCAGUUGAAGAAUCCUACAAUCUAACCUUGAAGCCAUGGCAUGGUUGGAUUUCAUUGGCUGCUUACAAAAUAGCUUUGAAAUUAGUACCUGAUAGAGCAACAUUCAUCAACACAAUAAUGGAAAAUGAUGAUACCUACAGUACCUUUCUUCAAGACAUUCACACUUUGAUUCCUUUGCUUAUGGCUUUUCUCCAACAGGCUCACUCCAUUUUGAGAUUGUACAACUUGGAUCGGAUAAAGUCUAAAUAAUUAACCAUUCAAAUGGAAAAGCAACAAGGAGACCAACACUACUACUUGAACCUAAUUCUUAUCGACGUGGUGACUAUUAGAGUUCUUUUUUUUUUUUUUUUUUUUUUGAGUUUUGUUGAUGAUUAUUAUUUGUUUAUGAAUGCUCUUGUAAUUAUGUAAUUUUGCAUGACUCUUACUCUUCAAAUUUUAUAUUAAUCUUAAAACAUUUUCCAACA
Molecule: messenger RNA, 927 nt
Organism: Cucumis melo (muskmelon)
Lineage: Eukaryota; Viridiplantae; Streptophyta; Magnoliopsida; Cucurbitales; Cucurbitaceae
Product: glycolipid transfer protein 3
Exons: 6
Coding region: 41-712 (223 amino acids)
Biological process (GO): ceramide transport; intermembrane lipid transfer
Cellular component (GO): membrane; cytosol; cytoplasm
Molecular function (GO): ceramide 1-phosphate binding; ceramide 1-phosphate transfer activity
Source: RefSeq, a predicted model, not a curated record